Messenger RNA from Perca fluviatilis (European perch), 1005 nucleotides. It is a transcript of the gene stom, whose product is annotated as stomatin. NCBI's taxonomy places the organism in Eukaryota, Metazoa, Chordata, Actinopteri, Perciformes, Percidae. The record is from RefSeq and is a predicted model, not a curated record. Gene Ontology annotation, cellular component: plasma membrane. The transcript is spliced from 7 exons. Bases 108 to 974 code for a protein of 288 amino acids.
AGGGUGAAACACGCCCCUUCUUCAGCAACCGCUUGGGACACGGUCGGUCCAGUAAACACAGGGCGACACGUUUUCGCUGUCACUGUUAUUUUUAUUUGGCGUUAACUAUGGAUUCCGACAACGAAAGAGUUGCAAUGAGGAAGAAGAAUGAAGAAGCCAGAAGACGAGAACGUCAAGCAGCUUUGGAGAAUUCCGACUCUGACAUUGGCUUGUGUGGCUGGCUGUUGGUCGCGCUCUCCAUUCUUCUCAUGCUGGUUACUCUGCCCAUCUCCAUAUGGAUGUGUAUUAAGAUUGUGAAGGAGUACGAGCGAGCCAUUAUCUUUCGCUUGGGGCGCAUUUUGCGAGGGGGAGCCAAAGGUCCAGGGCUGUUCUUCAUCUUGCCGUGCACUGACAGCUUUAUUAACGUGGACAUGCGCACCAUCACCUUCGACAUCCCACCGCAAGAGGUUUUGACCAAAGACUCUGUCACAGUGAGUGUUGAUGGUGUGGUGUACUACCGGGUCCAGAAUGCUACUCUGGCUGUGGCUAACAUCACUAAUGCAGAUGCUGCUACACGGCUGUUGGCCCAGACCACCCUGAGGAACGUCCUGGGUACCAAGAACCUCUCAGAGAUCCUGUCUGAUCGUGAAGAAAUCGCACACAGUAUGCAGUCCACUCUGGAUGAUGCUACAGACGACUGGGGGAUCAAGGUGGAGCGGGUGGAGAUCAAAGACGUCAAGCUGCCCAUUCAGCUCCAGAGAGCCAUGGCUGCUGAGGCUGAGGCCACCCGUGAGGCCAGAGCCAAGGUGAUCGCAGCGGAGGGAGAGAUGAACGCGUCGCGGGCGCUGAAGGAGGCCUCCCUGGUGAUUUCCGAGUCUCCGUCAGCCCUGCAGCUGCGUUACCUUCAGACCCUCAACACCAUCGCCGCCGAGAAAAACUCCACCAUCAUUUUCCCGCUGCCGAUGGAGAUGAUGCAGGGCUUCAUGAAAAACUGAGUAGGAGUCUCAAAUCACAUCGUUACACAUG